Molecule: messenger RNA, 1388 nt
Organism: Pelodiscus sinensis (Chinese soft-shelled turtle)
Lineage: Eukaryota; Metazoa; Chordata; Testudines; Trionychidae
Source: RefSeq, a predicted model, not a curated record
CCCAGGACGAGCCCCGCCUGCGCCAUGAGAGAGGAGGUGGAGACGGGCGCCCGGUUCCUGUCGCGCUUGGUGAACCGGCACGGCCAGCUGGACGAGGGGCGCAUGGAGCAGUUCGGGGAGCACCUGGCCGCCGUCCUGCGCGAGCGGUACAGCCAGCACUGGUACCCCGAGAACCCCGCCAAGGGGCAGGCCUACAGGUGUAUCCGCAUCAACCGGAGGCAUCGGGUGGACGAGUCGCUGCUCCAGGCCUGUGUGGGCUGGGGGCUGGAGUGCUCGGAGCUGGCGCUGCCCCGGGAGCUGGCGCUCUGGAUCGACCCAGGGGAAGUUUGCUGUAGACUUGGGGAGAACAGGAGCCCCUCAGAAGAGGCCAGCGGCAAAGGGACCCCGGAGCCCGAGACGUCGGACUAUCACUCGGCAUCGCCCUCGGACAGCUCCUCGGAGGACGAGGGAUCGGCCAAGCCUGCCUUGUUGCCGGCCCCGGCUCUGGCCCCGAGCCAACCUGUGCCACGGGAGCCUAGCAAACAGGCUGCUGAGUUAUUCUACGUCCCAGCCCCCAUGUGGGUUCCUUGCACUGCCCAGCGCCUGGUCAGCUACAUCCCCACCUACCAGCCUCUCUCCUUCUACUACGUCAGCCUCGGAGCAAAGCCCUCGCUGACCAAGAGACCCAACGCCGACCGGCUGCGGCGCCUCACCCACCGCGCUGCCAAGGCUUAGGGGCAGGGUGGGAGAGGGGAAAGACUCCAGCCCCUCUCCCUCCUGCCCCCCAGCCCUUUCUCCCAAUUAGCACCCUGAGGCUGAGACUGGGUGGAACUCACCACAGCUCUAUCCUGCCAUGCAAACAGCGCCACCUGGUGGCCAUGCAAGGAAGCAGGCUGGAAAUGGCUGGAAGCUGGGGAUGUCCUCUCCCCACCUCCCAGCUGGUGUCUUAAGGGUUAACCACUCUUCUUGUCAGGCAGGGGAUGCGACCCCCAAGACCAUGAGGCUGAGCCAGUCGAGUCCGUGUCCUUGGGGACCAGCCACAUAGGCAGAGCUCAAAGGCAAAGGGAAGGGAAGACAGGCCUUUCUCUCCCUGGCUGUGGGAGGGGAGAGAGGCUUAGUGGUUAGAGAGGGGGAAGAUUGGGAACCAGCUCUGGGAUGAGAGUGGGGCCUAGUGGAUGGAGCAAGGGGCUGGGAGCCAGGACUCCUGGGUUCCAUUGUUGGCUCUUCUGGCACAAAAACAAGCAUGUGCACCCACAGCCACACAAGCUGUGCCUCAGUUUCCCACAAGACUCACCUACCUCAGACGGGUGCUGUAGUGCAAACAAAUGCAGGGACACUUUAUAAAGGCUUUUUCCAGGCAGGGGAAAGGGUUCUGCUAAUGAUUUUAAUAUAUGUGCUGUAAAUAGUGA